Messenger RNA from Nicotiana tabacum (common tobacco), 489 nucleotides. Lineage: Eukaryota; Viridiplantae; Streptophyta; Magnoliopsida; Solanales; Solanaceae. The record is from RefSeq and is a predicted model, not a curated record.
AUGGUGGUGGUUAUGAUUAAGGAUGAUGGUGGCGUUGUGGUGGAGGUAGUGGUGGUGGUUGAGUAUGGUGGUGGCGGCGUCCAAGAAACAAAUGUGAUUCCACCAGGUGCAGGUUUACUCUGCAUAAGUGAUUGUGCUACAUGUCCUGUUAUUUGUUUAUCACCACCUUCACCAUUGGACUUCAAGCCACCACCAUCAUCACCACCACCACCGCGGCGCCUCGUUCUCCAGCCAUCGCCACCGGAGUCGCAUUGUUCUGAUGCAUCACCACCACCUUCACCAUCUAAUAUUGUGUCGGUUGGUGCUACUACUACUCCGCCACCUCCUUCUAAUUACUCCAACAUUCCAGCAACUCAGGCGCCACCAGCUAAGGGUCAAAAGAAUUACACUUAUCCUUACUACGACUUCUAUGUUAUUUCCAAAGAGGAUUCUCUUCAACUUCACAGCUCUAUUGUUCUUGCUUUUUUGGUGUUCUUCCAUUCUUGUUGA